AUGUAUCAGGAGCCUGGGGCAUCUCACGCAUGGGGGACAAAUAAUGAGGAGGAAACGGGAUCAGCCGUCGGGGUCGUCUGGGUUGGACCCACGUUCCCGUCUCAUCCCAUGGCUGCUCAGCUGCUCCUGUCAUCCAUAUUUGCAGCCUCAGUGGACAAUUUCCACAGCCGCGGGCCCCCUCAGUGCUCACAACAACACAUAGAUCAAUCAUGUCAACAUCCUCGUAUCUUCCUUCACAAUCUGACCUUGACAUUCCCAGGUGGCAUAGCGGCUGCCAGUCAGAGGAGCUGGGAGUCAGGCACUGCUAGGAGAGCAGAUUAUGAAGCGGAGCUCAACCAGCGGCAGUCUCCUCUCAUUGUCUCAAUGGCUACACACGCAUUCCUCCUCUGCUCCCUCGCCUUGCUGUCUGCUCUCAGCCGGCCUGGGCUCUCCUUCACUGACGAAGAGUCGCAGCCAGGGCUCACCUAUGAUGAAGUGCCUGAAAUCCUGGACAGAAGUGGCUUCUGUGUAGAGAUUAGCAUGCCAACCCAGAUGAGCCAUAAGGACAGGCUAGGACAGACCACACAGCCAAUGGGUGGACCAUCACUGCAGGCAGAGCUGGCCAUGUCAGCGCCGCUCACAAAGAGGACCCUAAACAAGCAACAAGAGUCAGAUCAACCUUUUAACUGGCAUCAGCCAGGGAUGUCUCACAGUAAGAGGAAGCUGCUCCAGUCUCUGAUGGGGCCUUAUGGCCCUCUGAGUGUGUCUUACAAUGGGAAGACCUGCAUUCUGUUCAAGGCAAAGCGCCUGGCAAUCCGCUACAGGAACCACACCUUUAUUGAUCUGACUGAGAGAGUCUUCAACCCCAACUCACCCGUGGACACUAAGGGCUCCAUCUGCACCAAGGAGAAAGCAACGCUUUCAUUAAAGUUUGGUGAUGUGGAGGACUUGAGAGGUCUAGUAAUCAGGCUUCAAAUGUCAAAUACUUUUUACGAGGCAGCUGGUCAAAACUGGUUUACACUAGACAGCGUUCACAUUCACUACAACUGGACCCAGGAGGCUACAUUCAACGCCAGUGAGGUCUACGCUCCUGCCACUUCAUCCUACCAUUGCCAGCACGUCAGCAGUCUGCACAAAUAUGACACCCUGCUAGUGCCCAGCUCCCACACUGACACAUCCGCUAACUGGCACAUCACUUUCACUGAUUUCCAGAUCCAGGCCUUCAACGUGCAGUCGGACAAGUUUGCGUCAGCCAGUGACUGUGCCACUUUCCUGACGCCAGCCAUUCUGAUGGGCUUAGUGACAUCUUUGAUCCUGCUACUUGUUUUAGCCUAUGCCCUGCACAUGGUGGUACACCUCAAGCACAUCGACCGCUAUGAGGAGCACAAAGCCACUGUUUACUUUCCCCGUAGUCCAGAGGCUGAGUUGCCAGACAAGAACAGCCUGUGA
This is a messenger RNA of Scomber scombrus (Atlantic mackerel), 1428 nucleotides long. RefSeq lists its product as uncharacterized. The record is from RefSeq and is a predicted model, not a curated record. Gene Ontology annotation, cellular component: proton-transporting V-type ATPase complex. Lineage: Eukaryota; Metazoa; Chordata; Actinopteri; Scombriformes; Scombridae. The transcript is spliced from 10 exons. Bases 1 to 1428 code for a protein of 475 amino acids.